AGAUGUAAGCCGCAGCACUCAUGCGCCCGUGGUUGUUCGCUGAUGGCGCCAUGCGUACUCCUGGCUCUACACGUGUUAAAAUUGAAUAGGGCCUAAGCUUUUAAAGGACUGUAUUUCUACCAUCAGACGUUACUAGAGGAAACACUGAAAACUGCAUUCAAUAUGCCACAGCAACACAUAGAUUUCUUGGGAUUCGGUUAUGCCGCUGUUGUGGCCGUCGGCGGCUUAAUCGGUUAUGUCAAAGCAGGGAGCAUCCCAUCUCUGGCUGCUGGGCUUGCAUUUGGAGGCAUUCUUGGUGCUGGGGCAUAUAUGACGUCGCAGGAUAAUUCCAAAGUUUACUUCCCCCUUAUUACAUCUAUCGCCCUGACUGGAUUGAUGGGCUACCGAUUUUAUAAUUCGGGGAAAUUCAUGCCUGCUGGCUUGGUGGCCACUCUUGGGUGAGUUGUUUAACAUGAAAGCUGCUGUGAGCUCCCCAGGAUUGCCUCAAGGUAUGGGCCAGAACAGGAUACCAAGAGGCAUUUCUGGUCAUAUUAACAUCCUGAGCUAAGGUUGAGCAAUCAUCCAAACCCCUCCCAAUCAAUAUGCCUACCACUGUGAAGAUGAAUGUUUCUGGUGAAAAACUAUCACCUGUAAAGUAACUUCUAUAUUACUCACUUUUGUUUGUUUUUCUUAAUCUCCUAAAGUUAUUCCUAGAAAGGGGCCACAUCUUUACCUAACAGGUUCCAUGAAUUCCCUACCUGACUAGUAAAGGGAAUCAUCACAUAACUUGUCUUGCUUGAGGCCUAUGCCACACUCUGGACUAUCAAAGCCCCUUAAUAAUAAGUGCUUUGAUGCUAUUCCCCACCUGUUUACUUUCUCUCCAGAAACUAUUAUCUCUAUAUUAUAAUUGUGUCUAAAUGUUGUUCAUGAAAGUUCCCAUACCUUCCCUAUAAUUCUAAUAGCCUGCCCUUGUACUCAUUUUCAUGGCUAGAAGUCUCUUUUAAUUCAGACCUUCAUAAUUUAAAACAAUACUGCAAAUGGGGCCAUAUCAGUAUUGUAAGUGAUGGAAGAAUGAUACACAAGCUCUUUUUGUCAAUUGAUACAGCCUAAAAUCCUGUCUCAUUCUGCUAUUGUUACCUGCAUGUGCUCAGACAAUUUGAACCCCUUGUUGAUUAUACCUCUUGAUACCUACCCAGUCAUACCUUUGGGGUUAACCACUAACUCUCACUUCUUUUUUCAAGCCUCAAUGUUGACUCCUGCUGUUUACAUACAGAAUAAAACACCUUGGGAUUAUUCUUCACAUUAUUGUCAGCCCCUCUCCAACUUCCUGCUUCCUAAACUUCAUUUCCCUUUCAGGCAACCUGUGACUCAAUAUUCCUCCUGUACCACUCAAUCCUUUGUGUGCCGAUACAAAUCCCACUUCUUGUUCUUACUCCUGCUCAAGGACUUGUACAUCCUUGCUACAUGUAAACCAGACUGGCUAAGGAAUCUUUUUGAAUCCUUAUGGUGCAAGCCUUCAUAAAACCUAAAAGAACCAUCUUGAAUAUUUCCCAUUAGACCUAGCAACCCUGCCUUCCAGACCUACAUAAAUCAAUCCCUUUAGCCUGUCAAAAUCCGUUUUCCCAUGGUUUUUAUAAAUUCAUUGUGUCUUGUCUUUUUUGGUAUCUCCAAUGAUUACGUAAUGAUCCAAUUCUCUCAAUUUCCUUAAACAUUCAACUAUAACAUCAAGUGCCAAAAAUUGUCAUUUGUUACAAAAACUAAAAAGUACUGCAUUACUGAAGGUUUCUUUUACAUGCUGCCCAUGCAGAAUUGUGGGGAAUUAGGAACCAUAGUUCAUGCAUCAGAAGUAGGGUAUGGGCCAAUCACUGGAAUUUUAAGGCUCAUUUGUGAGGUGUAGGUUAGAGCUACCAGGGCUUUGUUCUCUAUGGCUUGCAGAAAGUAGGGU
Darwinula stevensoni is the source of this 1924-nucleotide messenger RNA. Lineage: Eukaryota; Metazoa; Arthropoda; Ostracoda; Podocopida; Darwinulidae. The record is from the annotation of a GenBank genome assembly.